AUGACUUAUAGUAAAGAAGAUAAACAUAGUGGGAAGAGUGUUCCCGAUGGGUUAGAGGUGGAUAAGAGUGAUAUAAGUACUGAAAUAGUUAAUGUUGAUACUGGUAACCAAAGUGCGGAAGCGGAAGAUGAAAUAGAUCAAGAAUUCGAUGUGACAGUAUUGGUAUAUGAUUUAUCAGGAGGGAUGGCAGCCCAAUAUUCUCCUAUGCUCUUGGGAAUUAGACUUGAAGCCAUCUAUCAUACCUCAGUGGUUGUAUAUGGUAAAGAAUAUUUCAUCAAUCAAGGUAUUCAAAUAAAUCCCAAUCCUGGAAAUACAAAAUAUGGCAUGCCAAUGGAAAUCCUUGAUAAAGGGAAAACAUUUAUAACGGAAGAUAUAUUUAAUGAGUUUUUAGAUGAUUUAAGAAAUCAUGAUGAAAAUAAGUAUCAUGCUAUGAAUUAUGAUUUAUUUAAUAAUAAUUGUAAUCAUUUUACCGAUGUAUUAUUAGAUUUCUUAGUAGGAUCUAAUCUUGAUAAGAGAAUAUUGAAUUUACCUGAUCAAGUAUUGAAUACUCCAAAUGGACAAUUGUUGAGACAAAUGAUUGGGAAUGGAAAUGAAUUAGUGUGA
Scheffersomyces coipomensis is the source of this 603-nucleotide messenger RNA. RefSeq lists its product as uncharacterized. Gene Ontology annotation, molecular function: peptidase activity. Lineage: Eukaryota; Fungi; Ascomycota; Pichiomycetes; Serinales; Debaryomycetaceae. Bases 1 to 603 code for a protein of 200 amino acids. The record is from RefSeq and is a predicted model, not a curated record. Gene Ontology annotation, biological process: protein modification by small protein removal. The transcript has a single exon.